AUGCAGUUCGUCACACCCAAUGUGACUGAAGGAGGAAUUGAGAUAGAGAUUGAAGAAGAUGACAUUGCUUCAGAGGUCAAGUAUUGGGAAACAGCUUUAAUUCUAUACACGAUGGGAGAGGAUCUGAGCAUGAACAUGAUGAAGAAUUUCAUGGAGAAGACUUGGAAUUUUAUCAAGGUGCCUGCACUCUACUACCACGAUGAAGGUUACUUUAUCAUCAGAUUCCAAUCACACUCAGAUAUGGAUGCGGUGUUGAUGAAGGGGCCAUACACAUUGCGCAAUAUUACCCUGAUGCUGAAGGAGUGGAAACCGGAUUUCAACCUAAAAAGAGACAUGCUGCGAACCAUUCCUCUGUGGGUCAAGCUGCCAAAGCUCCCUCUCCAUCUAUGGGGAGCAAAAAGCCUGAGUAAAAUUGGUAGUGCCUUAGGCGUUCCUCUUGUUACUGACGAAUGUACUGCCAAUAAGCUGCGAGUGUCUUAUGCGCGUAUAUUGGUUGAAAUUGAUAUCACAAAGGAGCUGACCAAAGAGAUCGUUAUAAAGGACUGUGAGGGACGAAGACUAAUGCAACCAGUGGAAUAUGAGUGGAAACCAUUGUAUUGUGAUAGAUGCUAUAGCAUUGGACACAAGUGCAGAGACUAUGUGAAGAAACAAUGGAAGCCAAAAGGAAAAGCAAUAGAGACUGCUGCCAGUAAUUCUACACAAGACAGUGCUGCAGAAGAGGUGCCAACUUUACCUGAGAAAGGAAGUGAAGUAAAGCAGCCAAAUGUAUGUGUUGAUGAGAAAGCUUGGACAGAGGCCAGAUCUACAAUAAAGGAUAGAGGUAAAUGA
Vicia villosa (hairy vetch) is the source of this 828-nucleotide messenger RNA. RefSeq lists its product as uncharacterized. The transcript has a single exon. Lineage: Eukaryota; Viridiplantae; Streptophyta; Magnoliopsida; Fabales; Fabaceae. The coding region runs from base 1 to 828 and encodes 275 amino acids. The record is from RefSeq and is a predicted model, not a curated record.